AUGGAUCCGGCUCAGUGGACUGGGCUCGUGCGCAAGGUUUACACAGCUGCGCAGGAGAUAUGCAGGGAGCGUGGAGCUCCACAAAUUGACCCUGUUCAUCUUUUGUCGGCCCUAUUGCAAGAUCCGCAGCAGCUUCCUACCCAGGCCUUGCGGAAGGUCGGGACAGAUCUGACUCUCCUUCAUGAACAAGUAGAUUUGGAGAUUUCGAAGUUCCCAGCUCAGAACCCUCCACCUCAGUACAUUGGACCAAACCAUGCGUGCACUGCAGUAUUUCGUCAAGCUAAAACCAUCCAAACUGAAAUGAAGGACACUCACCUGGCGGUGGACCAUUUGUUAUUGGCAGUAUGCGAAAACCGCACAAUUAAACACAUACUUCAGCAAGCUGGCUGUGACUACAAGAAAAUAAAGGAAGUUUGUAUGAAGCUCCGAGCGGGAGCGCGAGUAACGGGAGAAGCGGCCGACCAAAACUUUGAUGCUCUCACGAAAUAUGGAAUAGAUUUCACUGACUUGGCGGAACAGGGGAAGCUGGACCCUGUUAUUGGCAGGGAUGAGGAAAUUAGAAGGGUAAUCCGCAUUCUCUGCAGGAGAACAAAGAAUAACCCUGCUGAACUGUAUGAAUUCUGCCCAGGUGUGGGAAAGUCUGCAAUUGUGGAGGGGCUUGCCAGACGUGUUGUUGAGGGGGAUGUGCCGUCCUCAUUGCGCUGCCGAGUGAUAUCGCUCGACUUGGGAGCCCUCAUAUCUGGUGCGAAGUACCGGGGGGAAUUCGAGGAACGUCUUAAAGCAGUUCUAAUGGAGGUUAAGAAUGCAGAGGGCUCGGUUAUUCUUUUUAUUGACGAGAUACAUAUGGUCAUGGGUGCGGGCAAGACAGAUGGUGCUAUGGAUGCAGCUAAUCUUUUGAAGCCGAUGCUCGCUAGGGGAGAGCUCCGCUGUAUUGGUGCAACGACCCUUGAUGAGUACCGAAAGCACGUGGAGAAGGACGCUGCGUUUGAGAGACGUUUUCAGCAAGUGCAUGUUCACGAGCCUUCUGUCUCUGCGACGAUAUCCAUCCUUCGAGGUUUGAAGGAUCGCUACGCCGCACAUCACGGAGUUAGGAUCCUGGACAGUGCCCUUGUAGAAGCAGCUCAACUGGCGGAUCGCUACAUUACUUCCAGAUUCUUACCCGAUAAGGCCAUUGAUCUCAUGGACGAGGCCUGCGCGAUCGCCCGCGUUCAGGUUGAUAGCAAGCCAGAAAUUAUGGACCGCCUCGAGCGACUGAUAUUUCAGCUGGAGGUUGAGGCAACGGCGUUGGCAAAGGAAAGCGACGCUGCUUCGCAAGAACGCCUAAAUGAGGUCCGACAAGAGAUUGCAAAGCACAGGGAAACACUGAAGCCGCUCCAGCUCCAGUACACCCGCGAAAAAGAGACUCUUGAUGAAUUGCGGCAACUUGCAUUGAAGGAAGAUGAGCUAAAGGCAAAAAUUGAAAAAGCAGAGAGGCUUGGCCAGAUGGAUCUCGUCGCAGAGCUCCGGUACGACGCGCUGCCUGGACUGCAGAAGCGUCUCACGGAGCUGCGAAAGGAGCAGGAGACGUAUGAAAAGACGCACAAACCGCUCUUGACAGAGGUUGUUGGCCCAGAGCAGAUAGCUGACGUUGUGCACCGUUGGACAAACAUCCCGGUGCAAAAGCUGACACAAACAGAAAAAGAACGGCUUUUGCAGCUCAAAGAAAAACUCUCUAGGCGUGUCGUUGGGCAGAUUGCAGCUGUUACUGCCGUAUCUGAGUCAAUCUUGAGGUCAGCAGCAGGGCUCGCCAGACGUAACAAGCCAAUAGGAAGCUUCCUCUUUUUAGGUCCCACCGGAGUCGGGAAAACGGAAUUGUGCAAAGCUGUGGCUGAAGAGCUGUUCGAUACAAAAGAACGCAUCGUACGCUUGGACAUGUCAGAGUACAUGGAGUCUCAUUCUGUCGCUCGACUUAUUGGGGCCCCGCCGGGUUACGUUGGCCAUGAGGAAGGAGGCCAGCUCACCGAGGCAGUCCGGCGCAACCCCUAUUCAGUAGUAUUACUUGAUGAAGUGGAGAAGGCUCAUCACCAAGUCUGGAAUGUUCUACUGCAAGUCCUUGAUGAAGGGCGCCUCACUGAUUCUCAAGGCCGCACUGUGGACUUUUCCAACUGUUUGCUAAUUCUCACCUCAAACAUAGGCGCCCAUCAUCUUCUUGCAGCGGCUGAGAAUUAUGUGGCCGGUCCAGAAAAGGCUGAGGAGGCCUUUGCUGAAGCUUUCACAAAGGUGAUGAAGGAAGUGCGACAUAUAUUUAGACCCGAGUUGCUCAACCGCCUGGACGACAUCGUGGCAUUUAAAGCGCUCAGUGAUACGGACCUAAAGGAGGUGAUGCGGCUGCAAGUGGAUGAGGUCCGUCAGCGCCUCCGCGAAAAACGUAUAGAUUUGCAACUAACUGACAGAGCGCUGGAGCAUGCACUAGAAGAGGCAUUCGAUCCAGCAUUUGGGGCACGACCCCUCAAAAGAUAUUUGGAGAAACACAUCGUUUCGGAUCUCUCUGUGAUGCUGCUAAACGGGGACCUUGGGCCAGAUCACGAGGCAAUAGCUGAUUGGAGCACGACAGAGAAAAAGUGGAAGUGGCGUGUCACCCGCCUACAUGGAGUAGAGGGUCAAGCGCAAAAUGAAAUGGAAGCAGACCCUUCCGUAGAAGCCGGGUUACCCCGAUCAAUCUCUGAAAGCAGCCGUACAAGCUCCUACACGGGACGGUCCGAGGCAAUGCACGCGGCAAACACAAAACGCUUCAGGUAUUAG
Messenger RNA from Eimeria necatrix, 2781 nucleotides. RefSeq names its product heat shock protein, putative. The transcript is spliced from 12 exons. NCBI's taxonomy places the organism in Eukaryota, Apicomplexa, Conoidasida, Eucoccidiorida, Eimeriidae. Bases 1 to 2781 code for a protein of 926 amino acids. Gene Ontology annotation, cellular component: cytoplasm. The record is from RefSeq and is a predicted model, not a curated record. Gene Ontology annotation, molecular function: ATP binding; ATP hydrolysis activity. Gene Ontology annotation, biological process: cellular response to heat.